Messenger RNA from Sebastes umbrosus (honeycomb rockfish), 2512 nucleotides. RefSeq names its product kinesin-like protein KIN-14E. Gene Ontology annotation, molecular function: microtubule binding; microtubule motor activity; ATP binding. The coding region runs from base 45 to 2474 and encodes 809 amino acids. NCBI's taxonomy places the organism in Eukaryota, Metazoa, Chordata, Actinopteri, Perciformes, Sebastidae. The transcript is spliced from 14 exons. Gene Ontology annotation, biological process: microtubule-based movement. The record is from RefSeq and is a predicted model, not a curated record.
CUCUCUCUCUGGAUGUUUCUGAGUGUCUGUCUGUGGAUGUCAGGAUGGGCAGCGGAGCGUCCGUCAGCGAAGGAUCCCGGCCAGAGAGGCUGGAAGCCGGGGAACCUGAACCUGAACCUGAACCUAAACCUGAACCUGGACCUGGACCUGAACCUGGACCUGGACCCGACCGGCCCUCCACACCUGCUGGACGGAGCGACGACACCCUGCAGGCAGAUGAGGAGGAAAGGAAGCCUGAAAGUCACAGUGUGGAGAUCCAGUCUUUAAAGAGUGAAGAGAGCAGCAUGCAGACAAAGAGAGAGGAAGAAGAGGAAGAAGAAGAUGAAUACCAAGAAGAAGAAGAAGAGGAAGAAGAAACAACACAAACUGUCCUGAGUCCGGCUGUUACUGAAACGGUUGCAGAAGGUGAAGAAGUGUCUCUGGAUUUUGAGAGUUUCCUCCACAACAACGGGACGCUGUAUAGCUGCUUCAACCAUCAUGAAAACAGAGUUUAUGUCGACGAGUCGCAGAACCUGCAGCCGUUUCCAAAGGAGUGGUACAGUCAGGGGCACUUCAUCACCUCCAACAACGAGGGCUCCGGUCAGCUGCAGACUCCGGCCAGCAGCCAGCCGGCGGUCCGAGAGGACGAUCGCACCGGCAGCAUCUACAUCCAAGGAAAAGGAACCGUCAUGACCUACAUGUUUGAGGAGCGGGUGAAUGUCUGCAGGUUCUGGGAUCCUCAGGCGGGUGUGUGGCUGCUGCUGCCGCUGCAGUGGGAGGUAAACGUUGACUUCGUCAAAGCUCGAGUCCAACGAGUCAUGUCCACUCUACCAGGUCUGGUGGACCAGAAGGAGAUCACUGCAGCACUCAGACAGUGUAACUACGACCCUGAAGAGGUCAUCUCCGUCUACCUCGCCAUGUUUGGAGAAAUCCUCCUGCAGGCCUCUCAGAGCGGAGAUCACAACUACACCGACCUCAACUCCUUCAGAGCCCUCCUGGAGCGGGACAGGGUCAUCGAGGAUCUGCGGCAGAAACUGCAGACCAAAGAGAAAGAGGUGGACAAUCUCUUCCAGAGGAACAGCUACCUGGCGAGGGAAGUACGCUACCUCAGUGAAGUCGUUCAGCACCUGAACCAGAAGCUGGCGGAGCUUGAGGCCGACCAGCAGGAGGCACGAGAGAAGAUCCGAUCCCUCUCGAACCGCCGGGCUCCCGUUGUCCCACCUGUCAAAACCAUCACCAAGCCGUCCGUGGAGCCCGACCAACUCCGCCAGGUGAGCCGGCUCACCCGCGAGCUGAACGUCUCCAACAAGCAGCUUCACUCCACAGUCAGCCAGGCGCUGACCGACAUGAAGAACCAGCUGGAGCAGCUGAAGGGCGCCGUGGGGACGGUGGCCCAGGUGGAGCAGGAGGCAGCCGGGGAGGUGGAGGAGCUGCGGUCCCUUUACAGGAAGGAGGCGGUGGAGAGGAAGAGCCUGUACAACAAGCUGCUGGAGCUGCAGGGAAACAUCCGGGUGUUCUGUCGCUGCAGGAUGAGCUCGGCCUCCGGAUGCUGUCUGGAGAAAACCGACGACCAGGAAAUGGUGGUCGUCCAGAAGGGAAGCAGGAAGAAGUUCCACUUCGACAAAGUCUACGCUCAGAGCAGCACACAGGAGGAGGUGUUUGCAGGAACUCUGCCGGUGAUAACUUCCUGUGUGGACGGCUAUAACGUCUGCAUACUGGCGUACGGACAAACGGGCUCGGGGAAGACGUACACCAUGAUGGGCAGCAAGGAAAACCCUGGAGUCAACAUCAGGUCUAUACGAGAACUUCUACGCAUCUGUGCAGGAAAAGAGAAGAUCUCCUACACUCUGAAGAUCUCGAUGUUGGAGAUUUACAACGACAGUCUAAACGACCUUUUGAUCAAAAGCCCCGGCGCUGCUCUGGACAUCAGAGUCCAGGGGAAGUCGGUGUCGGUCCCAGGACUGACCCAGAUCCAGGUGCAGACCGAGGCCGACAUCCUCAACGUCAUGGAGACGGGUGAAAAGAACCGAAAGAUCGCCUCGACCAAGAUGAACAUUCAGAGCUCCCGGUCUCACCUGGUGGUGGCGCUGCAGGUGGAGGGCUCAGACGAAGUGUCGGGACUGACGUCUCGCGGCACGCUGACCUUGUGCGACCUCGCUGGAUCUGAGCGGAUCUCCAAGACCGAAGCUGAGGGUCAGAGGCUGGUGGAGGCGGCCGCCAUCAAUAAAUCACUGACAGCACUGGGACAGGUGUUCAGUGCUCUGAAGUGUAACGCCCUCCACAUCCCGUUCAGGAACUCUAAACUCACCCACCUCCUGCAGCCCUGCCUCAGUGGAGACGCUAAGUGCUGCGUGUUUGUGAAUGUCAGUCCAGACACGAAGAACGAGGCGGAAACACUGAGCACGCUGCAGUUCGGUUCCACCAUACGGCAGGUCGCGCUCGGAAAAGCAACGCAGAACAUCGUGCCGGCUAAAAACAACAAGACAGUCAAGUAGACGGAGAGCGGGUGUUAGACAACAUUUAUUCAACAGAA